AUGGCGAAUAGUCCAAAAUUCCCUUCACCCUAUUACUAUAAAAUCCCAAAGUUAGCCAUCUUUGUUGCUUGUUCCUCUUUCAGUCCUCCGUUGGUGGUUGUUCGUGUUUUGGUGUUCUUCCGCCAUGCACUUCUUCCGUUGGUGGUUGUUCCCAUUUUCUUUCGGUGGUUGGGUAAUCUUCUUACAGCUUUGCCGGAAAAUUGUCAUUUUGUAGACAAAAACCCAUAUGAAUCACUGGUUCAUACGGAUCAACAAUCCGUUGUUGUCGAGCACCCUUCUACGACCGAGGAGGAAUUGGUUGACAACCAGCCAAAAGCACUUAUUGAAGAAGGUGCUACUGAUGUUAAGGGUUUUCCAGGCGGACCCCAUGACACAUCAGUUCUGAGUGAUUUUGAAAAUCACAUUGCUUUGAGAGUGUGGAAUGGAGAGGAACGUUCUGAGUUGAAGCUAUCUUCCCAUGGAAGGAAGAUGGCUAAGUUCGGGAGGCUUGCCCCAGAGAUUGAAGGCCUUGUGGUGGCUAGUGGACUGAGUCCUUUGAUCGCUUGUUCCCUUGAUACGAGCGAUCAGGGACUAAUGUUUGCUUUUGUGGAAUGUUGGCAUAAGGAAACUAGCAGUUUCCAUUUGCCCGUCGGAGAGGUGACUAUCACCUUGGAUGACGUUGCAUCGUUGCUACAUUUUCCUAUUGUAAGGGCGUUCCACAGCUUCGAGCUACUUCAUGUCGAUGACAUCGUCGAGAUGUUGGUGGAAUUGCUUGUGGUCAGUGCUGCAGAGGCGAGAGCUGAGACGAUUCAGUGUCAUGGCUCUUAUGUUCGAUUAUUGUGGCUGCACGAUGUGUAUGAGCUGAAGAUCGGGGCAUGUGACUAG
This is a messenger RNA of Glycine soja, 864 nucleotides long. Its product is annotated as serine/threonine-protein phosphatase 7 long form homolog. The record is from RefSeq and is a predicted model, not a curated record. NCBI's taxonomy places the organism in Eukaryota, Viridiplantae, Streptophyta, Magnoliopsida, Fabales, Fabaceae. The transcript is spliced from 5 exons. The coding region runs from base 1 to 864 and encodes 287 amino acids.